GCCAGGCAGCAUGACCCACCCCCGUGAGGCGCCCGAAUCUGCCCCCUGAGCGCCCGGUGCCGGCGGAGCGCCCCGCUGCAGCUUGCCGACGGCGCCGGGAAAGAUGCUGUCGCGGCUGGUCCUGCCCGGCUGACGCCCCGCCGCUGCCGCCGCACCCCCGUCCCCAUUGUCCCCUCGUCGUCUCCGGCUCCAUGAGCGCCUCCUCCUCCCCCCUCCUCUGAGCUUCCCGCCCUCCACCUCAUGGCUGCAUCGGAAGAAGGGACCGGUUGCUUUCUCCCGCGAGGCAGGUCGCAGAGUGACCCCAGCAUCCUCACCGACCCCGCGGGCCCCGGCGCCGGGGAGCACCCAGAUGAGAUGGAGCAGUCCCCUGCAAUGCGUUCUGACUACUUGGUCUCAGGGAUUCGAACUCCGCCAGUGAGGAGGAACAGCAAACUGGCAACACUGGGCAGGAUCUUCAAACCAUGGAAGUGGAGGAAAAAGAAAAAUGAAAAGUUGAAGCAGACAUCUGCAGUGCUGGAGAAGAAGAUGACAGCACGACAAGGUCGGGAUGAACUCAUUAAGAAAGGCCUUCUGGAGAUGAUGGAACAAGAUACCGAAGGCAAAGCCUGCACUGGUGAUGAUGCCACGAGAGCAACACAGAGUGACCCUCCAUCUCCCAUGUGCCAGGCACUUGCCUCAGAAGAGGUGCAGCAAGAGAGUAAAACAGCAGCCACAACGAAUGUGACCUUGAUUGGUGAGGAGCUGCAUUUGGAUGAGCUGGAAGAAGAUGCAGCCAAGAAACCUUCAGCACCCAUGGAAGAAUUUGAAGAUGCCAGCCUGCCAGCAUCUGAAGACAGUCCACAAGCCUUACUUGUAUCUGAAUCCACAGAUUCCCCCCAGAAAGAGACAGAAAGAAACCCAGCCCAGCUUCCUAGCCCUCCAUUGCUCCCAGCUCCACCACCUAAGGCAAUCUCCAAAAUUGCAAAGGGCGUAACAGCAGGAAGUGAGAUAGAUGACCCAGCCAUGAAAUCUCCUCCUUCCACCAUCCUGAAGAAUUAUGUUAUUGUUGGCUCCUCCCAAAUCUCAGGACAAGCUGCCCUCUUCCAUCCCUCUGGCCAGAAAAGUUCAGAUCCCCAUGUCAGAGGACAGGUAACAACGCCAACUGGUUCCCCUCACCUGGCUGCUGUCCACCUGCCUUUACCUCCCAGCAAAGUCAUUGAAGAACUCCACAGGGCUUUGGCCACCAAACACCGUCAGGACAGCUUCCAUGGAAGAGAAAGCAAAGGCUCUCCAAAAAAGAGAGUGGAUGUCCGUCCAUCCAGAACAUCGAGCAUUGAGCGCAACAAAGAGAAGGAGAACUCGCUGGGUUACAGCAGUGACUCAGAAAACAAGCGGAACUCGGUUAAAGAGUCAGAUGAGAACAAGGAAAACAUGAUCAUGAACUCAGAGCUGAAGGAAGACUCUGUUUUUUAUCAGGACGAGGAAGUUUUGAAUGACUCUGUCAUUUCUGGUACUUUGCCAAGAAAAUGCAAGAAAGAACUGCUGGCUGUAAAACUACGAAACAGACCAAGUAAGCAGGAGCUGGAAGACAGGAAUAUUUUUCCAAGGAGAACAGAUGAGGAAAGACAGGAAAUCCGUCAGCAAAUUGAAAUGAAACUCUCAAAGCGACUCAGCCAAAGACCUGCUGUUGAGGAGCUCGAAAGAAGAAAUAUCCUUAAACAACGAAAUGAUCAAACAGAACAGGAAGAAAGAAGGGAAAUAAAACAGAGACUGACAAGAAAGCUUAACCAGAGACCUACAGUUGAUGAACUGAGAGACAGAAAAAUCCUGAUUCGAUUCAGUGAUUACGUGGAAGUGGCAAAAGCACAGGACUACGACAGACGAGCAGAUAAACCAUGGACAAGACUAUCAGCAGCAGAUAAGGCAGCAAUUCGGAAAGAGCUAAAUGAAUACAAAAGCAAUGAAAUGGAGGUACAUGCCUCAAGCAAACACUUGACAAGAUUUCACAGGCCAUAGAAAUUUUCUUCUGAGAAGAAUCCGUCUUUACUUUUUGAUACUGCUGUUGGACACACAUCAGGGAAUAUCUGAGUCUUUCCCUAACGUUCAGUCCGGGACACCUUGAUGUUUAUGUGAAAGGACUCUGCAGAUGAAGCCUCUGCAGCACUUACAUGCAGAAGGAAACAGCAGAGAUGUACUUUGCUCGGAAGUCAGAAGAGCAGUGGCCUGCAGAGUGAGACGAUCUGCUGAAAAAGACUGAAGUAAAGCUACUUGAAAGAACCUACUGCUCUCCUUUAACACUCCUUUUAAACUGUUUUGCAGCCUAUGUUGGAAAAGGAGAUGUGCAUGUACAGGCUUUACCAUUCCAAGGCCUCUGACAUAAUGGACAUGACGCACCGUCAUUCAGUAUUACAUUGACAAGACAUUUUGAACUUACCACAAUUAGUUUGUAAAACACUUAAGUUCAUGUUCUAAAAACUAAUGUAUUAUAAUUUCAUUCUUUUUUAUAUAAUGUCUAACAGAAUCACAGCUGCAAGCAUUUUUGAUUCCUGUUACUUUUGUUCUUUAAUUAAAUGACUACUUAUUGCAGGAAAUGAACAUGUUUCCUAAAGCUUUUUUUUUUGACCCAGGGACAGUUGGGACAAGAUUACAGUUAUUGUGCACCAGAUCAUAUCAAUUCUUUAACCAACCUUCAAAAGGAGGAUCUUAAUUAAGGUCUUUCAUCUUGUGGAAUGUUUCAGACCAGUUCCAAACAGUGUACCAUGAUUGUCAUUCUUCACUAGUCGAGGUUUUGGCCCUCUGAAGAAUGACAAGUUCACUGGUACUCUCAUUCAGAGUUACCGAACUGGACAACUGGAGACUGAAAUGUAACAAUGUACUUUGCAAAACAAAUUAUUUUAAUGCUUUCUUGACAGCAAGAAGAAAACUGUUACUAAACAUUAAUAGUAGAACUGGUUGAGAAAACUGUAAAGCCAGACAUUCUAAUAAUGCGUGAUGCCCAAGAGCAUCUGAGAAUUCAACUCAAAAUACUAUAAGGAAAAACGUAAGAGAAACUAAUACAGUGAUAACUGGCAAGCAUGCCUGAUGAGAGCAACAAAGUGGUGCAUACACACACCAGAUGAGAAUUUCUUUGCAAGAGUUUAAAGCGCUUUCCUGUCAGGAAGUCACUCAAUGCUAAAACCUUGAAAGAAGCACUCUCCAUUUUGUAGCUCCAUUGAGAUUAUCGCCAUGAAAUGUGAACACAAUAAAGAUAACAUGGUAUGUAAAAUUGUUUGUAUAGACUACUACUAAACUGCUGCAAGAUGGUGACUCUAGUCAACACAAAGAGUGGAUGGACCAACUGGCAGUCCCCUCCUGCUGCUCAGCAUGGGGAUCAGGUAACACGGAUACAGCGCUAGUCUUUAUCUAAACUAACAUGUAAGAAUGGAAGGUAAGACAGAGCGCAAUACUUAAAAUACAUCUGCAUGGGCGAUGCUAGAAGAAAUGGAGGAACCAGGGGCAGUGCCCAGGACCAAUGAGACAUGCCAGCUUCAUUGUAGCUAGCUCUGAUUUUGUACAA
Molecule: messenger RNA, 3535 nt
Organism: Dryobates pubescens (Downy woodpecker)
Lineage: Eukaryota; Metazoa; Chordata; Aves; Piciformes; Picidae
Gene: PHACTR3
Product: phosphatase and actin regulator 3
Exons: 13
Coding region: 241-1995 (584 amino acids)
Biological process (GO): actin cytoskeleton organization
Molecular function (GO): actin binding
Source: RefSeq, a predicted model, not a curated record